UCGCCAUCUGCGGGGACCGUGAAUAAAGGAUCCAGGACUAUUGCCAGGAAUACUUUUUGGGAGAUAUAUUGUCUAACAGCUAAUAAGUGUAACACAGUUGAACUAUCUGAGAAUAAAGAAGAAAGUCUUAACAAGAGGAUGUAUGCGGAAUAUGUCUAUUAAACAGUUGGAUGCGUAUGGGAUAAAGAAACUUGGCGUACAUGUAGUCUGGUGUGGCGCUGUACAGAAUUAGAAAACAGUAACAACAGCACCAUCUUUUCUCAAAAAACCUAAGAAUGUCUUGAAAGAAAGCUUAGUUGAUGGUUUAUGUAGAACCAAUUUUUAUAUUUGUGCAGUGAAAUGACUGAAUAUACAUGGUUGGAGACUCGGCCGUCUCCUUUAAAUAACUAGGUUAUUGUUGUCCUCAAAAAGUAUUUUGAAGUAUUUUUUUGCUAUGUGAGGCUACAAUUCUCAAUCAAACGAGGAUCAACGUAGAAGAGACGGAUAUUUCUAGUUAAAGUCAACACUGGACUGAUAUAGCGUGAACUCAUCUAUAUGGUGGGGUAUUAAAUAUUUUCAAGGAGUUGCCGACUCGUAGCCAAGUCAUGGUGGUGGAGCGGACACUUCUCGCCGCAAGGCAGGGGGAUGUACAAACUCUGAAAGUGCAAUUAGCGGAAAAAGUACUGAAUGGUGAUGUAAAGGACCUUCUGGGUGCCUCACCCGUACAUCAUGCUGCCCGGGCUGGGAAACUGACAUGCGUAAGGUACCUGGUUGAAGAAGCUGGUCUACCGGGUAACAGCUUGGCAAAUAAUGGAGCAAGCCCCGCACACGACGCUGCUGCCACUGGUAACUUGGCCUGCCUGCAGUGGCUCUUAACACAAGGUGGAUGCUGUGCCGUGGAUAGGGACAGUUCUGGAGCCACUGUUCUCCAUCUUGCAUCCCGUUUCAGCCACCACGAGAUCACUGAUUGGCUACUGAAGAGUGGGGAGGCAGACCCCGGGGUUGCCACGGACACUGGGGCCCUCCCUGUCCACUAUGCUGCUGCCAAGGGAGACCUCCCCUCCUUAAGACUACUAUUGGGACACAGCCCAAAUGUUGUCAACUCCCAAACAAAGAAUGGUGCCACACCCCUGUACCUGGCCUGCCAGGAGGGUCACCUUGAGGUUGUCCAGUACCUGGUGAAGGACUGUGGGGCAGAGCCCAGCAUAAGAGCCAAUGAUGGAAUGACACCUCUACACGCUGCAGCCCAGAUGGGCCAUAACACAGUAAUCGUCUGGCUGAUGAGCUUCACAGAGAUCAGCCUGGCAGACAGGGACAGUGAUGGUGCCACAGCCAUGCACUUUGCUGCCAGCCGUGGCCACGCCAAGGUGCUCAGCUGGCUGCUGCUGCACGGGGGAGAGAUCAUCACAGAUAGCUGGGGCGGGACUCCUCUACACGACGCUUCUGAGAACGGGGAACUGGAGUGCUGUCAGAUCUUGGUGGUGAACGGGGUGGACCUGGGCAUCAGGGACCAGGAUGGCUUCUCAGCAGCUGACCUAGCAGAGUACAACGGCCAUGGCCAGUGUGCCAAGUACCUGCGUACAGUGGAGAACAUGAGUGUGGAGCAUCGUGUGCUGUCAAGGGACCCCUCAGCCGACCUGGAGUACAACAAGCAGCCAGACUCUGGGCUUUCCUCUCCCAAUAACACCAUGCCCCCCUCAGUCCAGCCCGCACACUUCGACAUCGGCUCACCCUCUAGCACCCUGUCCAACUACGACUCGGCCAACUCCAGCCAGUCCAGCACAGGCGAGAAGAGGAGUGGCUCGCCCCCCUCAUGCCCCCCUGCAGGACAGUCAGAAUCGGCCAUCACAGAUAUGCAGACCUACAUGGACAUGCUAAACCCAGACACUCCCAAAAAGGAGCAACAGACUAGCUCCACCCAGGCACAGCUCCCUCCCCCUCCAUCCUUCCCUCCUCCUCCACCUCCUCCCGACAACCAUCAAAUCCUGCCUCCCCCACCUGGCUACCCAGCCCCCCAGCCACCUGAGGAGCAGGUUUCCGCUGACAUCUACCUGAAGGUGAAGAGCAACCUGAGGCACGUGGACAGUGACGCUGCUAAGAAGGAGCUGAUCCCAGGUGAGAACCCAGACAAACUGCGCCGGGUUGAUUCAAAUAGGAAGUCCAGAAGCUUCAGCAAACAGCCCAGCACUGGGGACUACUAUAAAGCCCUUGGUAGUGACACCACGGAACACCGUGGGAGUAGAAGCAUGGCACCCAAUGAGGAGGGUUCUCUAUUAUUGGAGGAACCCGCAGAAAGCCCGGCCCCCAGCCCUGAGAAUGGUACUGCAGAGGAGUUGGUCCCUCCUCCUCCUCCUCCUCCCCCACCACCACUUCCUGCUAGCAAUCCAACCCCCGCACCCCCUCCUCCCCCUCCACUACCCUCGGAAAUGACCACACAUCACUACUCUUCCACAAACAACAACGCCAAUCAGCGACGACUGUCAUCUUCAUCAGGAAGCAGGACUCUUCCAUCUCCUUCCCACUCAGGGGCUGGAGCCCUUAGACCAAUAAAGAGCACAAAGUCCUUCAACAUGAUGUCCCCCACUGGAGACAACUCGGAACUGCUGGCCGAGAUCAAAGCAGGAAAGAGCUUGAAGCCCACACCUCACACUAAAGGAUACACCACUGUCUUCUCCAACAGCAGUCCUCCUGGGAACAACGGCGGUAGCACUCCAUCCCCACCAGAGACCCGCACGGCCAGCCCUUCCACCAAGCCGUCAUCACCCCCUCCAUCCACCACCAACAUAACUACCCCACCUACUACUCCCAGCCCAGUGGGCCCUGGCACACCCAGGACCCUCUCCAGCUCCAUGAGCUACGAGCAGCUGCCGUCGUCAGCAGUCCUGAAUGGGACAAGCGGUGGGGCAGAGGCAGGACUGGGCCAGCCCCGGAAGACCAGCCUAGUGGAUGUGGAAGCGCUGGUGCCUACCCAUGAUGAACAGGGCAGAGCAAUUCCUGAGUGGAAGAGGCAGGUUAUGGUGCGCAAACUGCAGGUCAAGAUGCAAGAAGAGGAAGAACACAAGCGCAAGGUUGAUGAGGAGGCAGCCCGACUGGCAUCCAUGCCUGCAUGGCGGAGGGACAUCAUGAAGAAGAAACUUGAUGAUGAGAAGUCGGGCAGGGAACAAAAGAGAAAAGAACAGGAGCAAGCGAAAAUGGCCAAGGAAUCUGAGGAGAAGACAGAGCUUGAGCGAAUACGGACCCUGGGUUACGACGAGACCAAGUUGGCACCGUGGCAACGACAGAUCAUCCUAAAGAAAGGGGACAUAGCAAAACAGUAGAACACCCUCUCAAGCUUGUAAACCCCUCCAUACUCCCUACCAUCAUUUCCCAAGCCCUGCGCCUUCAUCAAUCAUCCCUCCCCCAUGCUAGUGGGGGGAAUGCAUAGGCCUCUCCAUUCCAACCUUAGCUAAUCAGGACCAUGCUAUGGUUGCCACUACUAUGCAUGCUUUGCAGCUUGGCCAGCCUGACACAGCUGGACCCCCACGAUGGUCUUCUGGACACACUAUUUAUAGGAUAUUAUUAGUUGUGUCUGAUUCAAAGGACUACAUUAGCAUGUUGAAUAGAUGCUCCCCUUUUUUCUUUGCUAAAAUCAUACUUACCCAAACUGUAUGAAUAUCCUUAGUGUUUAAUCAUAUCAAAUCACACUAUUAGCUUUACUUACUUGAUGUUAUUUUACAUGGUCAUAGGUUAUUACAUUUCUACACAUUACCACAUAUUAGCACAGUUUUGUAUACCAGGUGGAUAGGUGGAACAGAUUAAGAAUUGUACUUUUUAACUACCAUUGUCUGGAGAUAAAAUAAAUGUUUCAUGGUUCCUUAUCAUCUGUCACACACACAAACUAAUAAAUCGUGAACUGAAAGGAGUUCUAGUUUAUGUUUGUUUGGAAAGUGUCAUGGUAAACAGGCUUGCUAGGCAAAAUCUGCUGCAGGUGUUGUAUUGUUAUUUGAUAAUGUAGAAAGUUGCAACUGGGACACUGCCAUAGAGAUUUCUAUCUAUGGUCUCAACUUAAAAGCUAUUUCUUAUUUAGCUUGUGUAGCACUGUCUGAAUGAUCUCUAGUCUAAACUGCCAGAAAUGUUAUGCUUUCAAGUGGUCUAAACACAUCCAGAAAGAAUUUAUGGGGCUCCUUUUUAUAGUCAUUCUUUGAAAAUGUCAAAUGUCUCUUGUAACUAUGAAAUAGUUGAGGUUCAUUUGACUCAUAUCAAACUUUGCCUCAUUUUGAAUUAAUCAUAUUGAGCAAAUAGCCCAUUUAUAUUUUUCAAUUCAUUUCUUUAAAUGUUAAGUUAUUGUGACCAUUGUGAAUGUUGUGCGUUUUGUGUCUUAUGGAUAUCAAAUGUAUUAUUCCGAAAGUAAAGUCCAAUACUCUCAAGGGAAUUUAUUACUUCCCAAUAUGCCAAGGAGAGACGAUAUGUUUUAAAAUCGACAAUAGAAUUCAGCAAGAAGAAAGGAAUUUAUUGGAUGUGUGAACAAUUAAAUCAUAAAAGAGCACAAGGCACAAUGAAUAUUGCAGAAGAACAGAAAAUAAAUCAAUUACUCUGUAUCUAUUCUGGUUUGUCCCGUUAACUCAGGGUGUAAAUCUUUAAUGUGCAGAUCCCCUUACUGGAUGAGUGCUUUCUGUCUGAGAGUACUGACAUUCUGAAUACUCUGUGGAUCAUGCAGCGGUGUGGUAUAGACUCUUAGAGAGCUACUAGGUGUGCAGACAGUUUUUCCAGUCCAAAACUAAUACCAGACUAAUUGUUGUGGGACCAAACUUUUAGAAACAUUGCAUGUCAUAUUUGGGAUAUUUUAGAAAUGAUCAUAGACACAUUUAAGGUCUGUAUAGAAUAGAGUGUGCACUGUGAUGUUGUGUCUAGGUUGUUGGACCUUGGAAAUGUGCCGGAUGUGUCUUUCUGAAUGUGUAUAUGGGCCCAGUAAUAUCCAAAAAUAUGCUAUAGGUUUACUUUAUGUAUGUUGAAUGUAGAUUUUUACAAGUGACUCACACAUAUAAAACACAUGGUCCUUUCCGAGUAAUUAUUUGGAAAUAUUUUAAUUCACUUCAUUGGAUGCCAUAUUGAUGUUUAAAUUAAAAAGCUAUGUUGAUGUCAUUGCCAUUAGAAGAUUUUCUAUACAUAAACUGUACAUAGUAACCCUCAAUACUUGUUCAUUGUUCCAAUAUUAUCCUAGAUGAUAUUACAGUUCUGAGCCUUGCUUACAUAGAACGUCGGUUCAUUAAUGUCCAAUAUUUUCAGACUGUCAAAUGGAAUUAAAUAAAACUUU
Molecule: messenger RNA, 5272 nt
Organism: Osmerus eperlanus (European smelt)
Lineage: Eukaryota; Metazoa; Chordata; Actinopteri; Osmeriformes; Osmeridae
Gene: espn
Product: espin
Exons: 15
Coding region: 585-3296 (903 amino acids)
Biological process (GO): actin filament bundle assembly
Cellular component (GO): cytoplasm
Molecular function (GO): actin filament binding
Source: RefSeq, a predicted model, not a curated record